UACAGCUAUAAGAUAGUGCCAGAUCUCACUCACUUUGCUGAACAGGUGCAGCCUUUGUUCAUCUGACCAAAACGUUAAAGCUAAACGACCCGUUCUGUUCUGCCCCCUUCAACUCAGAGGUUACCAUUUUAAAAAAUAAAUUUAUUUAACCUUCACAGUGCUUUAUUCUGUUCAAGUUUGAUACUUGGUUGUUGUUGCAAAGAACGAGGUAGUGUGUUUUUUCCAUGAGAGAGAAACACUGCUUCAACCUCUCUCUAUUGCUUUGCUUGUCGUCUUGUCUUGUUGUUCCUGGUCUCAGCUAAAGGCAUUAAAUACUUAAAGGCGUUGCCUCUCUUUCUAGUUGGUGGCAUAUUUGCGGGGACCUUGUUUCCUUCCUCUUAAAUUUCUAAGGGUCUGGUUGUGGCAUCAUCACCAGAGGGAAACAGAACAUCACAUUCACCUAUUCCGCUGUCUCUCUUUUCCUUCUUUGUUGUUCUCAAGUUGAGAAGCUUUGCACCAGACGAGAGUUUAUUUAUUCUCACAAAGGGGUUUCACAAGAAGAGAAUUUUUUGCUUCUUCAAUUGUUGAGAACUUCGGAGCAUACUUGAGGGGCUGUGUGAGGUGCAAGAUUAACAAUGAGAGACGACAAUUCCAAGAAAAGCAAGCUCUCAUGGUCGAAGAGAAUGGUGAGAAAGUUCUUCAAUAUCAAAACCAAAGAGGAAGACUCGUACCAAUCAAAUGGUGCUGCUCAUGGAGGAGGUGACGCAGAAUACAGAAGCAGGAAAAGCUUCUCCGACAGAGAGCCUUGCACAAUCAAAAAGAGCAAAACAGAGAAGUUUAGCAGGAACACAGAGCAGGUCAGGCGAGGCAGAGUUAGUCUUGACCAUCCUCGAAUUGUCGAUGUCCAUAACUACAGCGUUUUUGUUGCUACAUGGAAUGUGGCCGGAAGAUCUCCACCAAGAAAUUUGAGUAUAGAUGAUUGGCUUCAUGCCUCACCACCUGCUGAUAUUUAUGUUCUAGGAUUUCAAGAGGUAGUUCCCUUGAAUGUUGGUAACAUCUUAGGCGCUGAAGACAACGGUCCUGCUAAAAAAUGGCUUGCUCUCAUCGGAAGAACCUUAAACAAUCUUCCUGGUUCUAGUGGAGGUGGUGGGUAUUAUGCACCAUCUCCACUCCCUCAGCCAGUGGUAGAAUCAAAUGUAGAUUUUGAGGGAUCGGCUAGGCAGAGGAAUUCAUCACUCUUCCAUCGUCGAUCGUUCCAAACAACUUCUAGCAGCUGGGGAAUUGACAAUGAUCCUUCGAAUACGCAGCCUCGACUGGAUCGAAGAUUCAGCGUUUGUGAUCGUGUAAUUUUUGGUCAGAGGAAAAGUGACUUCGAUCCCAGCUUCAGAUGGGGUUAUAGGCCCAGUGACUAUUCCAGAGCAAGUGACUACUCCAGACCCAGUGACUACUCAAGAUGGAGUUCAUCUGAUGAUGACAAUGCCCUUGGAGAUUCGCCAAACACCGUCUUAUUUUCACCGUUGUCUCAUGGCGGUCCUGCCUCUACCGAAGAUGGAAAUGCCAUGCCAAGGCGUUCCAGAUACUGCCUUGUUGCAAGUAAGCAAAUGGUAGGAAUAUUUCUUACCAUAUGGGUGAGGAGUGAAUUGAAGGAUCAUGUUCGAAACAUGAAAGUAUCAUGUGUUGGUAGAGGAUUGAUGGGUUAUCUUGGAAAUAAGGGAUCCAUCUCAAUUAGCAUGUCUGUGCAUGAAACAAGCUUUUGCUUCAUUUGUAGCCACUUAACCUCAGGACAGAAAGAGGGUGAUGAACUGAGAAGAAACUCUGAUGUGAUAGAGAUUCUGAAGAAGACAAGGUUUCCCCGUGUUCAUGGUCCUGACAAUGAGAAGUCUCCGGAGACAAUCCUCGAGCAUGAUCGAAUUAUAUGGCUUGGAGACUUGAACUAUCGAAUUGUCCUCUCCUACCGUUCUGCUAAGGCUCUUGUUGAGAUGCAAAACUGGAGAGCACUAUUGGAGAACGACCAGUUGAGAAUAGAACAGAAGAGAGGUCGUGCAUUUGUUGGAUGGAAUGAAGGAAAGAUUUAUUUUCCUCCAACAUACAAGUAUUCAACCAAUUCAGAUAGAUAUGCAGGAGAUGACAUGCACCCAAAGGAGAAAAGGCGAACACCUGCUUGGUGUGAUCGGAUACUGUGGUAUGGAGAAGGUCUCCAUCAAUUAUCCUAUGUCCGUGGAGAAUCAAGGUUUUCAGAUCACAAGCCAGUUUAUGGCAUAUUUUCGGCUGAGGUUGAGGCAAAUCAUGGAAGGUUGAAGAAAAGUGUGAGCUGUUGUUCCAGGAACAGAAUCGAGGUGGAAGAACUCUUGCCAUAUUCCCAUGGAUAUACCGAACUAAGUUUUUUCUGAUACCAGGAGGACUAAAUCUGGGAUUUCAGGACUUGGUCAACAAGCCGGAGUCACCUCACUUUGAAGAAUGUUAUUUAUGGAGAUUGAUAGAAGCAAAACAACCCAUUUCCCGCAUACCGAAAAAGUCAUGCCUUGCCUAACACAUGAUCAGUACAACAAGUUACUCAUCAUCAUCAUCAUCAUCUCGUUAGCAUCUCACGCCAGCUUAAGCACUGUGCAUUAUUUGAUAGCCAAUUAACAAACACACAACUUUUCAAUGUCUCAAAACUCUCUUCUGUGUUCUUGCACAAUCAUUGGGAGGCGGAAAGAGACCAUUUUUUUAUCUGAUUAAUGAUUCUUUAGUUGUUUUUUGGAGAAUGUUCAUGAUGGCUGAAUGAAGUCGAAAAGUGCGUCAACAUAAUCAUUAGCCUGCUAACUUUUUUGUUUCGAGUGCAGAGAAAAUAUGAAUUUUGAUGUAUACUAUACAUUGAUUGCUACAGUGAUGAUGAAAAAGAAAUUGUAAUUACAAAGGAAAAAGAAAGUUGUAGCUAACUAUUGAUAGA
Molecule: messenger RNA, 2911 nt
Organism: Vigna unguiculata (cowpea)
Lineage: Eukaryota; Viridiplantae; Streptophyta; Magnoliopsida; Fabales; Fabaceae
Product: type IV inositol polyphosphate 5-phosphatase 7-like
Biological process (GO): phosphatidylinositol dephosphorylation
Molecular function (GO): inositol-polyphosphate 5-phosphatase activity; phosphatidylinositol-4,5-bisphosphate 5-phosphatase activity; phosphatidylinositol-3,4,5-trisphosphate 5-phosphatase activity
Source: RefSeq, a predicted model, not a curated record